AUGAGUAGGCGAUCGAGGUCACCUAGGCGAAGUCACGGAAGGUGUUCGCCAGGUCAUCGCCUGAGGAGUGUUGACUGGAAGCGUGAGAAGUUGGUCAAAUUUGAAAAAGAUUUCUACAGGGAGUCAUCAUCCGUGAAAAGACGAAGCUCAAGGGAUAUUAAGAAGUUUUUUGAAGAGUCAAAAAUUACCAUUGACGGAAACGAUAUUCCUCGACCAGUGUUUACUUUCUUGGAGGCGGGCUUUCCUGAGGCUGUCAUUGAAGUUAUUGAGGAAAAUAAGUGGAAGAUCCCAACACCUAUCCAGUCUCAGGGUUGGCCCCUAGCUCUAAGUGGUCGGAAUGUUGUUGGAAUAGCUCAGACAGGGUCUGGAAAAACUGCCGCCUUUCUUUUACCUGCAAUUGUGCACAUAAAGGCCCAACCUUCAAUGAAGCGCCACGACGGCCCGAUCGCGCUUAUUUUGGUGACUACCCGUGAACUUGCACAGCAGGUUGAGUCAGUAGCACGCGACUUCUGUUCUAAUUGCAAACUGCGAGUUGCUUGUUUAUACGGCGGAGCACCUAGGAAACCUCAGUUACGUGAUUUGGAACGCUAUCCCGAGGUUGUUAUUGCAACCCCUGGUAGACUACUUGACUUUCUGGAAUCUGGGGACACGAACUUACGUCGGACCACUUACUUGGUUGUGGAUGAAGCUGAUAGGAUGUUAGAUAUGGGUUUUGAGCCAUCUCUUCGUCGUAUCGUCUCUCAAGUACGUCCCGACAGGCAAACCCUUAUGUGGUCUGCAACGUGGCCCAAGGAAGUGAGGUCGCUGGCCCGUGAGUUCUUAGGAAAAUAUGUCCAGAUAAACAUUGGCUCCGAGGAUCUGCAUGCAAAUCACAAUAUUAAACAGAUCGUAGAGGUUAUUAGAGAGUCGGAGAAAUACAGUCGUCUAAUCGAGCUUCUGAAAGAUUUUGGGAAGUCUAAGUCAAUUGUGUUUGUUGAAACUAGAAGAAAAGCCGACGAAUUAAUGUAUCGGCUACGUGAUCGUGGUUUCAAUGUUUCUGCCAUGCAUGGAAGCAAACAACAAAGGGAAAGAGAAGCAAUACUAGGAGAUUUCAGGAACAGCAGAAUCACGACACUUGUGGCCACGGAUAUAGCUGCCAGAGGACUUGAUAUAAUUGAUAUCCGAUUCAUCGUAAACUUCGACUAUCCAACACAUGCGGAGGAUUAUGUACACAGAAUAGGACGCACUGGAAGAAGCGACAAGAAAGGAACCGCAUAUACGUUUUUUACCAGUGAUAAUCCCAAAACUGCUCGACAGUUGGUGAAAGUAUUGAAGGAGGCCAAUCAGAGAGUCCCGUCUAAACUUGAAGAGCUAUCUAAGGCAAAAAUAGGGACGGUUCAGCGUGGACGCCAGCGGGAAGUUCGUCGCUGGCGGAGACCGUCCUCCAUGUCUACUUCCUCUUCUCGCUCUCCGUCAAGGGGUCAGAACCAUCGUCGACGUCGCUCACGCAGCCGAUCUCGUGAUAGGCGCCAUCGUGACAGGACGUCGAGAUCUUCCAGCUUCACCGAGCGCAGAAAAAAAACACGGCGACAUCACAAAUCCCAUAGACGUUCCAGUUCUGAUUCCCGGAGUCGUUCAGCAUCCAGGCGGUCGGUAGAUCAUGGCAACAAUCGCACUCAUGGAGGUCGAUCUGAAUCAUUUCGGUCGGACAUCGAAAGGAAGCGAAAACGAUUUGAUAGGGAUAGUGGCCGUUGUCGUUCUCCUUCGCGUGGGCAAAACGGCGAAAAGCGUCGACGAACAAGUGCACGUAGUCGGUCGUCGGAUCACUCACACGCAGCAAAUGGGGCAACUCAUCACUCAAGAUCCCGCAGUUCAUCCUUGAGUUCACUGAAGCGUUCUCGUUCAGCUAGCAGUAAAGUUGAGGUGCCUCGAGUUCGUAAUCUCUCCGGGAGUUGUUCGCCCAGCACGAGCGAACGAUGUCGCCACUCAAGGUCACGAAGCCGAUCAGUUAACCCAGUGGAUCACUCGCAAUCCGAAAGUGAUGAUGAUCACUCUUCAAGGUCGCGCAGUCGCUCAGCUAUUUCGGAGACCCAAGUCUCACGAAAUCAUGAUGGCCUUAAACCCGGGCCAAAUAAAUCAGAAGACCGAUCUGUCAUCGGAAGCGAUCGUUAUUCUCGAUCUCGCAGUCGAUCGAAGAAUUCUGUCAACGAAGGUAGUCGACGGUCAAGAUCGUCGAGCAAGCAUUCUACCCCUGCAAGGGGUCGCUCGGCUUCACAAGUUGGCGCCGACGCACAUUAUUCGUUGUCAGCAACUAGAGGGAAUGAGACCAAUCGAAAAGAUGACAUCCGUGAUGAUGAAAACUUGGAGGAAAAAUAA
Mesocestoides corti is the source of this 2355-nucleotide messenger RNA. The record is from the annotation of a GenBank genome assembly. NCBI's taxonomy places the organism in Eukaryota, Metazoa, Platyhelminthes, Cestoda, Cyclophyllidea, Mesocestoididae.